AUGGCAACUAUCAAAAUAACCAAAAGACACAAGAAGCACCUAAACAAUCCCUUCCCAUCAUCUCCAAGAUCUCUUCCUUUCAUUCAAGGAAGUCUGCUCUUCAAUUCUCAAACUGUACCAUCUCAUCAAAUCUUCCCAGUAGGGAGGGAUUUUCAGCUUCUUUGUAGCACCAACAAUGGUGGGUAUAUCUCAGUUUCUCAUCAGUCUCAGCCAACAAGAGCCCUGUGGUCCUCCAUUCCUGGACAAGCGUUUGUCUCCACAGCAGUAGCCGAGACAGAGGUGGAAGAAAGCAGGGGAUCCUUUGUUAUAAAAGAUAAGAAUGUUCUUUUGGUCUGUGAUCAUCAAAGUAUCGAUGGUAUAAGAGUGAUCAAUCAACUGGAUGAUAUCCAGCUUGAGGAAGCUAGUGAUCUUGAUUCUUCACCUGGGUAUUCAAGUUUUGACCUGAAAAAGGAUUUGAAUGAUACCCAGUUUCCUCUUUUGUUAAUAACAGGUAGGCUAUUUAGCAAAACAAGUAAGAAGAGGACUCCAGAAUAUGGUAUUUACCAAGACAUUGAGUUUAACACAUGGGGACCACCCACUUCUGCAAGGUAUUGGUUUCUUCUUGAUCAAAAGAACAUUAACCAGAUUGGCUUUCAAGUCAGAGUUGGACAACCCAACUUUGAAUUCCAUCCAAGAACUUCACCAACUCGUUUGGGAAAAUACCAGCGUCUAAGGAGCAAGCUGCGAAGAAUUCGAAAACAAAGGCUUGGAUGGUUUCGGUUCUUUACUAGACCAAGAGGGUUUUUUGCAGUCACCUCAUUAGAGGAAACAGAAAUGAAGGUCCCAAGGUUGACUGAUUUCAAUAGAAUCUGCCUUAGCUAUUCAAGUGAGGCAAAUGAAAGUUUCUAUGGUUUUGGAGAGCAGUUUUCCCAUAUGGACUUCAAAGGAAAAAAGGUGCCUAUUUUUGUUCAAGAACAGGGAAUUGGAAGAGGAGAUCAACCUAUUACUUUUGCAGCUAAUUUGGUUAGCUACAGAGCUGGGGGUGAUUGGAGCACAACUUAUGCUCCUUCACCGUUCUACAUGACAUCGAAGAUGAGGUCUCUUUAUCUAGAAGGAUAUGAUUACUCUGUAUUUGAUCUGACAAGACAUGAUAGAGUUCAGAUACAGAUACACAGCAGUUCAGCUCAAGGAAGAAUAAUAUAUGGCAACUCACCUUCUGAUCUUAUUGAACGCUUAACGGAAACUAUUGGGAGGCCUCCUGAGCUUCCUAAGUGGAUUAUAUCUGGAGCUGUUAUCGGAAUGCAGGGUGGAACAGAAGCAGUACGUCGUGUUUGGGAUGAACUGAAAGCUUAUAAGGUUCCCAUCUCGGCAUUUUGGUUGCAGGAUUGGGUUGGACAAAGAGAGACAUUCAUUGGAUCACAACUUUGGUGGAACUGGGAAGUGGACACAACAAGGUAUAAUGGUUGGAAGCAACUAAUUCAAGAUCUUGCUGCUCAACAUAUCAAAAUGAUGACAUACUGCAAUCCAUGCCUAGCUCCGACAGAUGAGAAACCCAAUAGAAAGAGAAAUCUUUUUGAGGAGGCCAAAAAAUUGGGUAUCUUAGUGAAAGAUGAGCAUGGAGAACCAUAUAUGGUUCCAAAUACAGCUUUUGAUGUGGGAAUGUUGGAUUUGACACACCCAGAUACUGCAAGUUGGUUUAAGCAGAUUUUACAGGAAAUGGUUGAUGAUGGAGUCAGAGGUUGGAUGGCUGAUUUUGGCGAAGGUCUGCCUGUAGACGCCACCCUUUAUUCAGGUGAAGAUCCCAUCUCUGCCCAUAACAGAUACCCAGAACUAUGGGCCCAAAUAAACAGAGAGUUUGUGGAAGAAUGGAAAACGAACCUUGUGGGUAAGGAGAGAGAAGAUCCAGAAGAGGCUUUAGUCUUCUUCAUGAGGGCUGGUUUCAGGGAUAGUCCUAAGUGGGGUAUGCUAUUUUGGGAAGGAGACCAAAUGGUUAGUUGGCAGGCUAACGAUGGGAUAAAGAGUGCUGUUGUUGGACUACUGAGCGGUGGAUUUUCUGGAUAUGCUCUCAAUCACAGUGAUAUUGGAGGCUAUUGUGCAGUAAACAUGCCAUUUGUCAAAUACCACAGAAGUGAAGAGUUGCUCAUGCGAUGGAUGGAACUUAAUGCAUUCACCACUGUUUUCAGGACCCAUGAAGGAAACAAACCCUCUUGCAACAGCCAAUUCUACUCCAAUGACAAAACUUUAUCGCAUUUUGCACGCUGUGCUAAAAUGUACAAAGCUUGGUAUUUCUAUAGAAUCCAACUAGUAAAGGAAGCAUCCCAGAAAGGCCUCCCAGUUUGCCGUCACCUAUUUAUCCACUACCCAAACGAUAGGCAUGUGCACAACUUGAGUUACCAGCAGUUUUUAGUUGGGACUGAGAUCCUAGUGGUGCCUGUAUUGGACAAAGGGAAGCAAAAUGUCAAGGUCUAUUUUCCAGAAGGUGAAACUUGUUCCUGGAAACAUGUCUGGUCAAGAAAGCUAUUUACAGCACAAGAUUCUGAAACCUGGCUAGAUGCUCCAAUUGGUUAUCCUGCUGUAUUCAUUAGGGAUGGAUCCUUCGUGGGUGAAACAUUUCUAGAAAACCUUAGAACUCUGGGCAUUCUUUAGCAAAGCAGUCCUCUAAUUCAAAGAGGAUCAAAUUUGAAAAUGAUGGAAUUGAACCACUUGCUAACAAAAGACCGUCAUUCUUUACAAGUCUGUUUUUGUUGCUAACUGUACUUGUAUCAACUUCCUUUCGUUGACAUAUGUCCAAGUUCAUUUCAGACUAGAAUUCAAAGUUCCCAUGUAAUCAGCCUCUUGACUCUCUGAAAUAUAACUCAAACGGGCUUAACAAUA
Molecule: messenger RNA, 2853 nt
Organism: Ricinus communis (castor bean)
Lineage: Eukaryota; Viridiplantae; Streptophyta; Magnoliopsida; Malpighiales; Euphorbiaceae
Product: sulfoquinovosidase
Exons: 8
Coding region: 1-2625 (874 amino acids)
Biological process (GO): carbohydrate metabolic process
Molecular function (GO): hydrolase activity, hydrolyzing O-glycosyl compounds; carbohydrate binding
Source: RefSeq, a predicted model, not a curated record